ACACUGACAUUGACAUUCUCAAUUUUUGAGAAGCAAAAAUUAGAAUUUUGUUUUUGAAUUGUUGAGAAUUGAGAUUUGAGAAAAAUAAAGAAAUACUGUGGAAUAAAAUUGAAAAUACAAAAUGAAUGUCGUACAAGCUGUUAAAAUGUAUAUAACAAAAAUGACUGAGGAGAGUGGGCCAGGAAUGAAAGUUAUUCUAAUGGAUAAAGAUACUACCAGUAUAGUCAGCAUGGUCUUCAGCCAGUCGGAAAUCUUGCAAAAAGAAGUGUAUCUGUUUGAAAGAAUAGACAGUCACUCAAAGUGGGACAACCUAAAGCACAUGAAAUGUAUUGUGUUCCUGCGACCAACCACUGAAAACAUUGCCCUGCUAUCCAGAGAGCUGCGCUACCCUAAAUAUGGGGUUUAUUUUAUCUAUUUCAGCAAUGUAGUGUCAAAGGCUGACAUAAAGACAUUGGCGGAAUGUGAUGAGCAGGAGACAGUGAGGGAGGUACAAGAGGUGUUUGCUGACUACUUGGCCGUGGACAGACAUUUGUUCUCCUUCAACAUUGUUGGCUGUUUGCAUGGUCGUUCAUGGAACCAACAACACUUACAGCGUUGCUCCCAAGGCUUAUUAGCCUUGCUACUAUCUCUCAAACGUCGCCCCGUCAUCCGCUACGAGGCCGGCUCGGAGGCGUGCGCGCGGCUCGCCGAGCGUGUUCGCGAGCUUGUUCGGCGAGAGGCAGUGUUGAUGGAUAACAAUAUACCAUUCAACGGGGAUGUACCGCCACCUCAACUGCUGAUACUGGAUAGAAGGGACGAUCCUGUCACUCCAUUACUAACUCAGUGGACGUACCAGGCGAUGGUCCACGAGCUGCUAACGAUCAACAACAACCGUGUCAGUCUGUCCCACGUGCCAGACGUGCACAAAGACUUCAAGGAAGUCGUGCUGUCCUCUGAACAGGACGAGUUCUAUGCUAAGAACCUGUACUCCAAUUUUGGUGAGAUCGGUCAGACGAUAAAGUCUCUGAUGGAGGAGUUCCAGAAGAAAGCCAAGAGUCACCAGAAAGUGGAGAGUAUUGCAGACAUGAAGAACUUUGUUGAGACAUACCCGCUGUUCAAGAAAAUGUCGGGAACUGUCACCAAGCACGUGACAGUGGUGGGUGAGCUGUCAAACAUGGUGUCCAAACACAAACUGCUCGACGUGUCCGAGCUCGAGCAGGAGCUGGUGUGCCAUUCCGACCACGCUAAACAUUUGCAGCGCCUCAAAUCAAUGCUGGCUAACGAAUCGAUUCGAAAUGAAGAUCUCGUGAAACUGGUGUCACUAUACGGCCUUCGGUACGAGAAGCAUGCGGGCAAUGCCUUCCCAGCGCUCAUAGACAGCCUGAAGAAACGAGCGCCCGACUGCGCUCUCAUCCCUGUACUGGUGCUGGAGUAUGGCGGCGCGCACAAUAGACAGAGCGAUCUAUUUGGCCUGCAAGACGCCGAGAAGAUCACCAAGAGACUGUUCAGGGGUCUGAGCGGCGUAGAAAACAUCUACACACAGCACACGCCUCUCCUAAAAGACACUCUGGAAGACCUUAUAAAGGGCAAGCUGCGGGAGAACCUGUACCCCAUCUGCGGAGGAGAGGAGCUCUCCGCCGGGAGACGGCCUCAAGACGUGAUCGUGUUCAUGGUGGGCGGCACGACGUACGCGGAGUCGUGCUGCGUGCGGCAACUGCAGCAGGCCAGCCCGGGCCUGCGCCUGCUGCUGGGGGGCACCACGGUGCACAACUCCGCGUUGUUCCUGCGCGAGCUGCAGGCCGCCAUGCAGGGCGUGCCGCGGACGCACACCAGGCACAUCCGGAACUUGUAAUUGUGUUGAUGACUGCCAGUCAAAUAAGUUUUUUUGUCAAAUGUCAAAAUAAUUGUAUGGUUUAUAUCAACCGGCACUGCGAGCUCUAUUAACGGUCGCGUCGGUCACGCAACCUGAAAUUUUUAACCAUCCCAAAAAACGCUUUGACUCAUUUCCACUCCACUCUGCAGGUAGGCAUUGCGCUUUACACAGCCUGAUCAUACAAUGUAUCGGUUUGGUAGACCCCAUCCUUAUAACUGACAGGUGGCGACUAUUGCGCAACAAUCGCAUCUCUUUUCUGAUGUCACACGAAUUUUUAUGUACUAAAAAUGCGUUGUAAGUAUGUCGUCUCGUGAUAUAUGAUCAAAAUAUUCGAUAUCACACUUAGCAUAUUGGUUAGAGCUAGGUUAUUAGUUAUCACUAGUCACACCAAAAUCACAGGAUCUAGCGAAAAUCCACUGCAACUAUGUAGAUUAGUUUCACAAAGGAACAAAUUAGUCUUAAAAUCUUAGCCAUUAGCUGUACAAAUGUAUUUAUAGAAAAAUAAAUCUCUGACACAAAACACAA
Messenger RNA from Maniola jurtina (meadow brown), 2377 nucleotides. RefSeq names its product vacuolar protein sorting-associated protein 45 (gene Vps45). Gene Ontology annotation, cellular component: Golgi membrane. The record is from RefSeq and is a predicted model, not a curated record. Lineage: Eukaryota; Metazoa; Arthropoda; Insecta; Lepidoptera; Nymphalidae. Gene Ontology annotation, biological process: intracellular protein transport; vesicle-mediated transport. The coding region runs from base 122 to 1831 and encodes 569 amino acids. The transcript has 11 exons.